AUGCGUGUGGUCCUUGUGAGCGGCGGAGUUAUCUCUGGUGUUGGCAAAGGCAUUAUUGCCAGCAGCGCUGGGCUUCUUCUCAAGACCCUGGGUCUCCGCGUUACGGCCAUGAAACUUGAUCCGUAUCUGAACACAGAUGCCGGAUUGCUAAACCCGCUAGAGCAUGGGGAGUGUUUUGUUUUGGCCGAUGGAGGGGAGACGGAUUUGGAUCUCGGAAACUACGAACGUUAUCUCGGCAUUCAGCUUAGUUGUGAGAGCAACAUGACCACUGGCAAAAUCUAUAAGCUGGUCAUUGAGAAAGAGCGACGAGGAGAGUACCUAGGAAAGACCGUCCAGGUUGUCCCCCAUAUCACAGAUGCCAUGCAGGAAUGGAUCGAACGAGUUUCCAAGAUCCCGGUAGAUGACUCAGGAGAAGAGCCGGAUGUCUGCAUCAUUGAGUUGGGUGGCACAGUCGGUGACCUUGAAUCCGGCCCUUUCAUCGAGGCACUGGUACAGCUGAGGCAUAGACUCGGUCGAGACAAUUUCUUCAGCAUCGGCGUGUCAUAUGUUCCGAUCAUCAACGGAGAGGAGAAAACCAAGCCGACACAGCACGCUGUGAGACAAAUGCGUAGUGCCGGUUUGAUCCCUGACGCAAUUGCCUGCCGUUGCGAGCGCUCCCUUGAUGACGCCACAAUUCAGAAGAUUGCUAAAAGCUGUCAAGUCGAGUAUGAGCAAGUCAUCGGCGUACGAGACAUGGAAACCAUUUACCAAGUUCCCCUUCUCCUUGAAGAGCAGGGUUUGCUCAGGCUAUUGCGAAAGGGUUUGGCUCUCGACAAGCCUGCCUUGCCACCCAUGGUCCAAAAGGGCCAGGCCCUGUGGGAUCUGUGGAAGAAGACCGUCGUUCCUGAGAAGCAUCUCUCCCCGGUUGACAUUGUUUUGGUAGGCAAGUACGUCGCUCUCGACGACGCCUAUCUCAGUGUCCGCAAAUCGCUUGAACAUUCGGCCAUGCGAUGCAAACGCAAGUUGAACCUCGUCUCGGUGGAUGCCGAGCAUCUCGAGCACGACAUGCAGCAGAAGGACCCCACCAAAUACCACAACGCCUGGAAGGCCAUUUGCGAAGCCCAAGGCGUCCUAGUUCCCGGCGGUUUUGGGUCGAGAGGAGUGGAAGGCAUGAUCGAAGUCGCCAAGUGGACCCGAGAGCGGAAGGUCCCAUUCCUUGGAAUCUGUUUGGGCAUGCAAGUGGCCGUCAUGGAAUACGCCCGCAACAAGCUGGGACUCAAGCAUGCAACAUCUGAAGAAAUAUCGGCUCACGCAGAGCACCGUGUCGUCAUUUUCAUGCCGGAGGGAUCCAAGGAGCAAAUGGGCGGCACCAUGAGACUCGGCACUCGGACAUCCCACUUUAAGCCGGGUACAGAAUGGAGCAAGCUUCGGGCCAUGUAUGGGGGCGCUGAAGUUGUUGAGGAGCGUCACCGACAUCGCUACGAGGUGAACCCCGAAUACAUCGAGCAGCUCGAGAAGGGCGGGCUUACCUUGACCUCUCUCGACGACAAGGGAGUACGAGUUGAGACCAUUGAGCUGAAAGAUCACCCAUUCUAUGUUGGAGUGCAAGCACAUCCUGAAUUCACCAGCAAGGUGCUAGACCCGUCUCCUGCGUACCUUGGCUUCGUGGCGGCGAGCGCAGGAUGCCUCGAACAGAUGAUCGAGGCAGCGCGCCUGAAGAGAGAAGGGCUGGCGAACGGAACUGGCGACCCGUCGCAUUUCUAG
Molecule: messenger RNA, 1743 nt
Organism: Pseudomassariella vexata
Lineage: Eukaryota; Fungi; Ascomycota; Sordariomycetes; Amphisphaeriales; Pseudomassariaceae
Product: CTP synthase N-terminus-domain-containing protein
Exons: 14
Coding region: 1-1743 (580 amino acids)
Biological process (GO): CTP biosynthetic process; pyrimidine nucleobase biosynthetic process
Cellular component (GO): cytoophidium; cytoplasm
Molecular function (GO): CTP synthase activity; identical protein binding
Source: RefSeq, a predicted model, not a curated record